CGGCUGUCUCGUGCGCAUCAGUGGCAGUGAGAGAUUCAUGAAGACAGCAGCAAACCGAUGUCCACUGAUAACACUUCUGUCAAACACGCUUCUGUCCAUCAACGGAUGAACACCGACUUUGAAAAGUAUCCUUUACCACGGUAUUGCAAGAGGUGGAGCAACGAUGACCUUCAGAGGCAUGCAUUGGCUAAGAGCCGGCGCAUGGCUAUGCGGAGACCGGCCUACAUGUUUAACGCCCGUUACAAUAGUCUAUCGCCAACUGAAGAGCGUUUCCUAGAGGCGGCUGAGUAUGGAAAUAUCCCUGUCAUCCGCAGGAUGCUAGAAGAACUUCCAGACCUUAAUGUCAACUGUGUGGACUACAUGGGCCAGAAUGCAUUGCAGCUUGCGGUUGCCAAUGAGCACCUGGAAGUGACCGAACUCUUGCUGAUGAAAGAGAACCUGGCCAGGAUUGGUGACGCUCUGCUUUUAGCCAUAAGUAAAGGCUACAUUCGUAUUGUGGAGGCCAUUUUGGGCCACCAGGCCUUUGCGGACACAUCCAAACUCACUAGCAGCCCCCUCCAGACAGAGACGCAAGACGACUUCUUUGCCUAUGACGAGGAUGGCACUCGGUUUUCCCAUGAUAUUACACCCAUCAUACUAGCUUCUCAUUGCCAUGAAUACGAGAUUGUGCACAUUCUGCUAAGAAAGGGCGCCCACAUUGAACGACCACAUGACUACUUUUGCAAAUGCAACAGCUGCCUCUAUCACCAAAGGCACGACUCUUUUAGCCAUUCGCGUUCAAGAAUCAAUGCCUACAAAGGGUUGGCAAGCCCUGCCUACCUUUCCCUGUCCAGCGAGGACCCGGUACUGACAGCUUUGGAGCUCAGCAAUGAACUGGCUGUACUGGCCAACAUAGAAAAAGAGUUCAAGAACGAUUAUAAAAAGCUGUCUAUGCAAUGUAAGGAUUUUGUAGUUGGACUUCUGGAUCUGUGUCGGAAUACAGAGGAGGUGGAAGCCAUUUUAAAUGGAGACACAGUGGCAGGUGGCCACUUUGACAAGGGCGGCAGACCUAAUCUAGUUCGCUUAAAACUCGCCAUCAAAUAUGAGCUGAAAAAGUUUGUAGCCCAUCCAAACUGCCAACAGCAGCUUUUGUCCAUAUGGUAUGAGAAUCUAUCAGGGCUCAGGCAGCAAACCACAGCUGUCAAGUUGCUGGUGGUUCUGGGGGUGGUGGUUGGACUUCCCAUCCUGGCCUUACUGUACUGGAUAGCACCCUCAAGCAAGUUGGGGAAGAUCAUACGUGGUCCUUUCUUAAAAUUUGUGGCACACGCAGCUUCUUUCACAAUCUUUCUUGGCCUUCUCAUUAUGAAUGCUGCUGACCGUUUCGAAGGGACAUCUCUCUUACCAAAUAUGACCAUCCACGACCACCCCUCACAAUUGUUCCGCAUGAAGACCACACCUUUUACCUGGAUGGAAAUGCUGAUCAUUUCCUGGGUUGUAGGAAUGAUUUGGGCUGAAUGUAAAGAGAUAUGGUCGCAGGGUCCUCGGGAAUAUCUGCUGGAGCCAUGGAAUUUGCUGGACUUUGGAAUGCUGGCCAUUUUUGUGACUUCAUUCAUUGCUAGAUUUAUCGCAUUUUGGCAUGCAAAUGUUGCACAGAGUUACGUCGACAAGCACUACACAGAUCUAUCAAACAUUACCUUGCCCCUUGAGAUAGAAUACUAUCGUCUUGCUCGCAUCCACUGGGUUCCUUCAGACCCUCAGCUGAUCUCUGAGGGCCUUUAUGCCAUUGCAGUGGUUCUGAGCUUCUCUCGGAUUGCGUACAUCCUACCGGCGAAUGAGAGCUUUGGGCCCUUGCAGAUCUCUCUGGGUAGGACUGUGAAGGACAUAUUUAAAUUCAUGGUGAUCUUCAUAAUGGUGUUUGUGGCCUUCAUGAUUGGAAUGUUUAACCUCUACUCGUACUAUCGUGGAGCCAAGCAGAACGGCGCCUUCACCACGGUUGAGGAAAGCUUUAAAACUUUAUUUUGGGCUAUUUUUGGACUUUCUGAGGUCAAGUCUGUCGUCAUCAACAACGGGCACAAAUUCAUUGAGAAUAUUGGCUAUGUACUUUACGGAGUCUACAACGUAACCAUGGUUAUCGUCUUACUCAACAUGCUCAUAGCCAUGAUCAACAACUCAUUUCAGGAAAUUGAGGAUGAUGCAGAUGUGGAGUGGAAGUUUGCUAGGGCUAAGCUGUGGUUUUCGUACUUUGAAGAAGGAGGGACGCUGCCUGUGCCCUUUAACCUCAUCCCCAGCCCAAAAUCAGUCAUCAGCCUGGCUAUGAAUCUCAAACAGCUCCUGCUAAUACCGCUUCAAAGACACAAAGAGGACCUGAAGGAGGACACGGAGCUCAAUGAGUUGGGUAAACAAAAAGAAUCCAGUGAGAAGAAUUCACCUCAUACGAGUCGUUACCAGAGGAUCAUGAAACGGCUUAUCAAACGAUAUGUGAUCAAAGCACAGACUGACAAAGAGGGAGAUGAAGUAAAUGAAGGGGAACUAAAGGAGAUAAAGCAGGAUAUCUCAAGUUUACGCUACGAGCUGCUGGAGGAGAAAUCCCGUCAGACGGAGGAACUAGCAGAACUAGUCAGGAAACUGGGAGAGAGAAUAGCCGGUCAACGAAACCUGUAGUUUUUCUCAAUAGUAGUGGUGAUUCUCAUUAGAUUGUCAAUAUUAUAAUACAUAAAUAAUGCUUUUUUUUCAUUUAAAAUAUCAUCAAAUAAAGGUAGUACUCCUAAUAAUGACAUAUAAAUACUUGAAAAAACAUAACAUAUCAGAACUGGGGUGCUAAAUCCAUGAAAUUCACAAUGCUAAACCUUUUAAUCUUACUAAAAUAGGCUUCCUUUUAUUUUUUGGGGGGUGAAAUAUGACCAGGGGUCAGUUACAUAAACACAGUCAUGUAAGGCUGUGUCUUUUUAACUAGCCUGACCAACUAGCAGUUAUUUUUUUUAUUCUUUUAUUCUAAAAUUUGAUUUAAGUUUUUAUGCAGUCGACUUAAAAAGUAAUCACCAGUCUUAAAGAAUACACAUUUACUAGUCUGAUCAGAUUAUUCAGCUGACCCCAGAACAUGUUUCAGUGUCAGUUUUGAGAAUUCCUCUAUUGCUUUUUCUCUCAAAAUUAAAUCAUUUUUUCUUUUCUUUUAAGAAACAAACCUCUGAUGAGCACUAAUUCUGCAAAAAAGAAGCUGAAAUUAAACUAAAUAAAAAUGUUAAAACAUUUCAGAAUUACUUUUUUAUGGAAAGCCACAGUUUUGGUACUGACAAUGCUAAUAGUUCUGCUGUUAGCCAUUGUGUUGCCAUUCUGUGUCAUAAUCUAAAUAUGCUACUGUACGUUACAAAGGCAAAACACAGGAACUACACAACACAGUUUGAUCGAAUUUUAUUUGAUUUCAUCAAACUCCGUUUUCAAACCUAUGUGACAGAACAGACCACAGUCUGAGAACUAAUGUCACUGCACGUGUAGUUACUGUGUUUUACACGGUGUUAUUGAUGUUGUUGACUUUGGAAAUCUGUCAUAUUUUAUUAUGUUAUGAUUGUAUCACAAAUGUUUUAUUAACCCUAAUUAUUAAUUAUGUGAAGUCUGACAGUUAAAAGAUGUCAGUCUUAUUGCAGGGACAAUGGUAUAUUUAUAAUAAAAAAACUGAAAACGUAAAAAUAAAUGUUUCUUUAAUGGUGGUAAAUUGUGCUU
This is a messenger RNA of Cyprinus carpio (common carp), 3696 nucleotides long. It is a transcript of the gene trpc6b, whose product is annotated as transient receptor potential cation channel, subfamily C, member 6b. The record is from RefSeq and is a predicted model, not a curated record. Lineage: Eukaryota; Metazoa; Chordata; Actinopteri; Cypriniformes; Cyprinidae. Gene Ontology annotation, biological process: regulation of cytosolic calcium ion concentration; calcium ion transmembrane transport; manganese ion transport. Gene Ontology annotation, cellular component: cation channel complex; membrane. Gene Ontology annotation, molecular function: protein binding; store-operated calcium channel activity; inositol 1,4,5 trisphosphate binding.